Messenger RNA from Arachis ipaensis, 1326 nucleotides. The record is from RefSeq and is a predicted model, not a curated record. Lineage: Eukaryota; Viridiplantae; Streptophyta; Magnoliopsida; Fabales; Fabaceae.
GGAGGAGACCGUGCACAUAUAUGCACACGCGUAUAUUAUGAUGCUUCUGUCGACACAGCUGUUCAUGGACAAGAGUGCUAAUCGAGUCCACCUUCGUUAGUUACCUUUUGUGGUGAGACUUGACGAUAUGGGCAGCUAUAGCUGGGGCGCCGCUGCAUUGGCGUGGCUGUACCGAUGCAUGUGCAGGGUGACGAACAGAAACGUCACCAACUUGGCUGGACCCCUACAGUUGCUACAGUCAUGGAUCUUUUGGCGGUUUUCCACGCUGAGGCCGUCGGGUUUUGAUGCUUUCUCUUUUCCAUUGGCAUCCAGAUGGGCCACAUAUUUGCCCUCUUCUGAUGGAAAGGAACGGCGGAUUAUACAGUAUCGUCUAGCAUUGGAUCGAUUGACUCAUCGAGAUGUAAGUAUUUUGUUUUUGUUUGUUGUUAUUUUAAUUGUUUUUUUCACACUUAUAUGUAUACAUUGGUAUAAUGCUGACCUUGCCUCCUGUCUAUCAGAUUGUGUGGGAGCCUUAUGGUUUGCUGGACGUACUGGCAGUCAUCCAUCCGGAGAUACUGACCGAGGAGCACAGCCGGUUAUGGCGGGCUGUCACCAGCAUGAUCUACUUUGCAGUUAUUGAGUGGCAUCAGGUAGACAGGGUCUUCCCACAGCUAGGGGGCGUACAGCAUUUGCCUGAGCCAGCGCUCAACAUAGAGUAUCUUCAUAGUAAGGACGGCAGGGGUGGAGAUAGAUGGUUCCCCACUUACUAUAGGACAUGGCAUCAGCAUUGGGACGAGCGAGUUCGUUCUGUGUUGAGUGUUCAGAGAGUUCCUGAUCCUGGUCCAUCCCUUGAGUACCUGGACUAGUGGCACCGUGUUGCACAUAGGAUUCUGUCACCAGGGAUUGCUUUCGCCGACCCUAGGCCGACCCAGUUUCCAAACGAUGCUAUACUCAGAGGGUCGUCGCAGGCGCCGACUAGAGUUCCAGCGUCUGAUAUACCGGAUAACAGACGUUUGGAGCGGAGACGAUGCAUCGGUACACGUGCCACUGAUCGCAACUGGCGCUGGAUAGACGACAUGAUGCAAGAGGAGCAGGUUGGUGGUGAUGACGGAGGCCAGGCAGAUCAUCGCCUUCAUCGAUCUUCUACUAGACGAUGGGCUGCUCGUGGUGGAGGAGCACCUCCCGUCCACCACGAUGACGAGGCAGGAUCGUCCCAUCGGCACCCUACAAACACUCAUGUUGGUGGCACCGCGGAGGCUAGUAUGGGUGGUACACCUUUUACCCACGUAUCUAGCUCUCAGGUACUACAUGGGUGUAGCACACAGCUGUUAGCCGAUCUUGCUACCA